AUGAUCGACGUCCCCAAUGCGGCCUCCACCGAUGCCGGCAACCAGCAGCUGAUGGCACCGUGGGCCUACAACGGCGCCGCUGUGACCCUGUUCGUCAUAGGAUUUCUCGGAUUUUUCCUCAACAUCUUCGUGAUCGCACUCAUGUACAAGGAUGUCAAGCUGUGGACCCCGAUGAACAUCAUUCUCUUCAACCUGGUGUGUUCCGACUUUUCCGUUUCCAUCAUCGGCAACCCGCUCACGCUGACGUCCGCCAUCUCGCACCGCUGGCUGUACGGGAAAACCGUGUGCGUGGCGUACGGAUUUUUCAUGUCCCUGCUAGGUAUCGCGUCCAUCACCACACUGACCGUGCUGUCGUACGAAAGGUUCUGUCUGAUCAGCCGCCCAUUCACCGCCCAACACCGGUCAAAGCAAGGAGCCUGCAUGGUCGUGGUGUUUAUAUGGAGUUACUCGUUUGCGCUCACUUCACCACCACUGUUCGGAUGGGGUGCAUACGUCAACGAAGCAGCCAACAUCAGCUGCUCCGUCAAUUGGGAAUCGCAAACAACGAACGCUACGAGCUACAUCAUAUUUCUCUUCAUUUUUGGCCUAGUACUGCCACUCGUGGUGAUCAUCUACAGCUAUGCCAACAUAAUUAUGGGCAUGCGAAAGAAUUCGGCCCGCGUAGGGCAAGUGAAUCGAGCUGAACGGCGUGUCACCUCGAUGGUAGCAGUGAUGAUCGUAGCGUUCAUGAUCGCCUGGACGCCUUAUGCCGUGUUUGCGCUGAUCGAACAGUUUGGUCCACCUGAGCUGAUUGGGCCCGGAUUGGCCGUACUUCCGGCGCUGAUCGCCAAGUCCAGUAUCUGUUACAACCCGAUCAUUUACGUCGGCAUGAACACGCAGUUCCGGGACGCUUUUCGGCGUGUCCGACGCGUGGAUGGUGUGGCCGGUCAGCCAGAGAGCAACAACACGAACAGCCAGGAUAAGGCUGCGAAAAGCACCACCGAGGACGUGAUGGAGUGCAACUUGGACUUCUGCCGCUGGACGGUUCGCAGCGCUAAGGUUAGCUUGGCGCGAUCGCAGGAGCGCUCGUGUAAAGCGUGUUGCAGCCCAACAGGGGCCGAAAUGCGUAUGUCGCCGCUUGGUGCAGGGGCGCUCAACUAUCGGUGUUCAAGCUGCAACAAUGCUUCGGCUGCGGAACGGAGCCCAGUGGACGGGCAAAAUGGGCGCGCUGGUAGCGCCCUGUUCGCUCACCAGGAUUCGGAAUUGACUGUGAUUCAGGAUGGUAAACUACUCGUUAAUAAGUCGCAUAUACCUCGAACGAACAUGCUGUAGUCUGUGCACCGUUUUUAUAUCGUAUCUAACAACCGAUCAACAACAGCACGAAAUCAACGUUUGUGACGCACUGACACAACUUCGAAAGCUUUACCAGAUGGCGUGUACACUAACGGCAGGGAGCCCGAAAUAUAGUACUUCAUAUUUUGGGAAGAGUUUCACGUUUCGUCUUCUGUUGGGAAAUUAACUGUACGCCGCGUACAAAAAUACGCCCUUCGUUCAUUGAAAGAAUGAGCCUACUUUCGAUGAACGAUGGUCCAAAUUUGUCAAUGGCAACGUUUCACAAAACGUAUCCUAACGCCGUUUAGCUUCGUUCAUUUUUUACAGGCAUUCUCCGGGAGCGUGUACAUUAAUAAUAUCGAAAACUGGAAAUAUAGAGCUUUUCACAUUAAUAAGUACAAAAUUUAUGUUCACGAAUGUUAAGACUGUCGAGUAAAGGGAAUCCAUUACAUUAGAAUAGCAUUUCUGGCACUGUACAAA
Anopheles nili is the source of this 1791-nucleotide messenger RNA. RefSeq names its product vertebrate ancient opsin-like. Gene Ontology annotation, cellular component: membrane; photoreceptor outer segment. The coding region runs from base 1 to 1311 and encodes 436 amino acids. The transcript has 5 exons. The record is from RefSeq and is a predicted model, not a curated record. Gene Ontology annotation, molecular function: G protein-coupled receptor activity. Gene Ontology annotation, biological process: G protein-coupled receptor signaling pathway. Lineage: Eukaryota; Metazoa; Arthropoda; Insecta; Diptera; Culicidae.